Molecule: messenger RNA, 636 nt
Organism: Melitaea cinxia (Glanville fritillary)
Lineage: Eukaryota; Metazoa; Arthropoda; Insecta; Lepidoptera; Nymphalidae
Product: chromobox protein homolog 1-like
Exons: 1
Coding region: 82-636 (184 amino acids)
Biological process (GO): negative regulation of transcription by RNA polymerase II; chromatin organization
Cellular component (GO): nucleus; pericentric heterochromatin
Molecular function (GO): chromatin binding
Source: RefSeq, a predicted model, not a curated record
AUUUACAUGGCUUGGUAGCGGCGCGAUUUUUCAUUUCCUUUGUAUUUAACUAUAGUCAAUAUUUACUUCACGAACUAAAACAUGGAUAAGGAUAAAAAGACAGAAAGCAUAGUUCAAGUUCAUAAUAGUUCAAGUGAAGAAGAAUACGAAGUCGAAAAAGUUUUAAAUAAAAGAACCGUAAAGGGAAAGGUGCAGUAUUUACUUAAAUGGAAAGGUUGUAAAGAAGAAGAGAGUACAUGGGAGCGAAAAGAGAACCUGCACUGUGAAGAAUUAAUUAAGGCAUUCGAAAAUAGCCGAAAGGAAAAAGAGGCUAAAGCAAAGAAACCAAAAGCACGUGCAAGCACUAAAAAACGCAAGCUUGACAGCGAAGAUAAAAGUAAAGUCAGCAAACAGAAUGAAUCUAAGAAGAAAAAAAAAGAUGAGAAGGCUAAAUCUGGUUUUGAGAAGGGUUUAAAAGUAGAACAAAUAAUAGGAGCAACAGAUGCAACGGGAGAACCAAUGUUUUUAAUAAAGUGGGCUGAUUCUGAUGAAGCUGAACUUGUUCCAACUAAAGUUGCAAAUGUGAAAUGUCCACAAGAGGUAAUUGCCUUCUAUGAAAAGAGGCUGACGUGGCACACUCCAGUCGGGUCGGAGUGA